Molecule: messenger RNA, 3864 nt
Organism: Polistes canadensis
Lineage: Eukaryota; Metazoa; Arthropoda; Insecta; Hymenoptera; Vespidae
Product: protein yellow-like
Exons: 1
Coding region: 359-1675 (438 amino acids)
Cellular component (GO): extracellular region
Source: RefSeq, a predicted model, not a curated record
GAAAGAGAAUAACGAAGCCUCGGCUCGGCGGACUCUUCUUGGUUUUCCUCGUCAGUUAAAUUCCGAACGUAAGCGCGCGCGCAACGUUCCAACGUUGAAUAUUUUUUCCUCUAGUUUCAAACAACGUUUCGCUUUCUUUCAAUUUUAUUUUGAUUUUUGGGGUGACGUACGGAAUUAUUAUUAUUAUACGAAAAGUAAAUUAUAAAUAGAAAUAAAGAAUAGCAGAAAUUAUAGGAACGGGUUAGCUAGCUCUUGGCACCGCUACGGAAAUAGACAUCUAGGGAAAAAGGGAGAACGCGCGCGCUCCUUACGUGCGCGCGGGAAAGACCAGUCGAACAAAUCGAACGAAUUAAGUAAAAUGAAGGGCCUAACAUUGUCCUUGCUGAUUCUGACGGUAGUGGCAACGGUUACAAGGGUAGCGCGAUGUUACGAGCCAUUCCAAGUGAUCUUUCAAUGGAACACGAUAGACGUGAUCUGGCCGACGGAAGAGAUGCGCCAAAUGGCCCUUCGAAAGGGUGAUUACAUACCGGCUAACAAUUUGAUAUCCGGUAUUAAAUUGUGGAAAAAUAAAAUGUAUUUAACGGUACCAAGGUGGAAAAACGGAGUACCGGUUACAUUAGGCGUCACCUCGGCGAUCCCAAUCGAGAGAAAUACGGCCCCAAAAUUGGAGGCUUUUCCUAGUUGGGCCAUGCAAAAGAUCGGCGAUUGUAAUGCUUUUCAAUUGGUUCACGGCAUGGAAAUAGAUCCAAAAGGUCGAAUGUGGGUACUUGACACUGGCAGGCCCGCCGCCUUGACCUUGGACAGCAAAUCCGAGUGCAAGCCUCGCUUGGUCAUCCUAGAUCUCGAGAACAAGGGAGAAGUACUUCGUAGUUACGAAUUCCCGGAAGAAGUUGCUCCCCGCGCUACGGCCUACCUAAACGACAUCGUCUUGGAUCACGAGGAUGGCGGUAUGGCUUAUAUAACCGACAAUGGAAAUAGCGAUCCCGGUAUUAUCGUCUACUCUUUGAAGAACAACACGUCUUGGAAGAUCAGGCACGAAUCGAUGAAUGCAAAGAGCGAGGCUGUAGGCUUUAUGGUUUCUAAAACUCACGUUAUAUUACCAAUUAACAUUGACGGAAUCGCUCUCUCGCCAGCGAGCAGCAAGGACAGACAGGUCUAUUAUUCUCCCAUAUCUUCCUUUCACCUUUACUCCUUGCCAACUUCCGUUUUGAAGAAUAAUACGAAGGACGUUAAUCGAUACGUCAAAGAACUCGGUCGCAAAAGCUCGCAGACCGAUGGCAUGGCCAUGUCCGCCACCGGUGUACUUUAUUUUGGCCUUCUCGCCGAUGACGCCGUUGCUAUUUGGGACACCAAACAGUCGAACUCUUUCACCACCGGUCAAAGGAUCAUAUCAAGGGAUCACACUCAUAUGCAAUGGCCCGAUACGUUCGCUUUUGACGAGGACGGUAACUUUUACUGUGUUACCAAUUCCUUUCAAAACUUUAUCAACAAUCUCGUAGACAUCAAUGUUCCCAAUUAUCGUGUCAUUAAGACGCGAGCCUUAUCCAAGAGUUAUCAAUAUUUCGAAGAUGGCUCGGCACCGCAGCUACCGGAUAUCACAGCUGGUGCGGGUGGACUUUCCGUUCUUCUUCCUAUGAUAUUAUUGCCUCUUUUCCUUCUGAAUAUUUUUAAUUAAUUUUUCAUUCCUCCGUCCAUCCAUCCAUCCAUCCAUCCAUUUGUUCAUCAUCUACGAGUUCCAACUCGAUUCAACAAUUAUUCGAGGAUUGGGACUUACAAAUAUCUCGACCUAUAUAAGACGUAUACAUGCUGCGUAUAUAGCUAUGUGAAUUACGAUCGUACGUCGUAUGGAACCAAACUACGGAUGAAGAAAAAAAUCUACCUGAUUCGAAUUGUGAGAAUACACGAUUUCGUCUCAAUAUUAUUAUCGGUUGAUUGUAUUCCCUAAAUCUACAAGCUACGUCGUCAAAUCUCUUUUAAAUCGAGUCGAUAGGGAUCUUUUAAAAGAUGACGACUUGAACGUUGACAUUCCAAUAUAAAUAUAAUCCUUGUCGACUACGUAACAUUGCGAAUAUGCUCAUUAAGUUUACGAUAUCACGAGAAAUGUGCAUUUCCUUGUUGUCUCAAGAUGUAGCACAAGAACCGCAACGCAUUUUUCUACUUUCGUUAUAUAAUUAUUCAAAGAAAAGAAGAAUACCAAAAAAUACAUAGUAAUAACGAACAGGUGCAAGCCUGAAAUCUCUACGAAACUACCUCGAUAUUCUUAAAUAUAUUUCAAAAUGAUAUCAAUAGAAAAAAAUAAUCAAAUAACUUUCAAUUUAAUUAUUAGAUAUUAUCGAAAUAAAAAACAUCAAGCAAAAGUACUUAAACGCGAGACACCAAUGGCGACACGAACUCACGACCUCGUUUCAUAAAACGCAUAAACUUUGACUAGAGAUUCGAGAUUAGAAAGAAUCAACGACGUUACGCGCUGGUAUAACGAGAAAAAAAAGAAAGAAAGUAAUAUAUAUAUAGAGAGAGAAAGAGAGAGAGAAAAAAAGAAGAAAUCACGAGUAGAACUCAUUGUCAGUAGCUAAGAACAUUCUUCUUACGCAUUCAAUGUAUAAGAGAAGUAGAGAAGAAGAAGAAGAAGAAGAAACUUGCGUAGCAAGCCUGGAUUACUUUGUUACUUUGACCCGAGCAGACAACACCCUCGCCUUCAUAAUCGUCUAGUUUUUUUAUAUAAGCAUAUGUGUCAACGAAUUUAUGAUACACGAUAGUUUAUCCGAUCUCUAAAAACACAAAUAGCCUUGAACUUUGACACAAUUCGAUAAAUCACAGAAUGAAUUUAAUUGACGUUCCAAUAAAUAACUUAAGCGAUAAUUAUAAUCAUUCGAUAAAUCUCUGUGAGAUUAUUAAAUUCGUUAUUUAUGGCCUUUUUAUUUUUUAAUGAGAAUGUAUAUGUGUGUGAGUGUGUGUGUGCAAUCGUUGUGUUGAAUCGAUUUGCGAGUACAAGGCGUGGAAAUGUUUUAUUUACAAUUUGAAAAGGAAACGAUGGGAAGAAGUUGACUCUUUCUCACUUUCUCGUUUAAAGACGUUUCUCACAAUUGUGUUUGCCUUUCGAUACGCACGAGACGAUUCGCGUUCUACUUUUGUUCUCUCUCUCUUUCUUUCUUUCUUUCUUGCAGGUAAGAACCUCGCCUCGUUUCCAGUUGUAAACGAUGACAAAGCGUGUGCGCGCACGCGGCCGAGGGUGAGGCUCCACGCGAAUGACGAAAUCUUCCUUGGGAAAAUGCUCGCGUAAUCCAAAGAUAGAUAUUAAUUGGAGAUAACGUUUGUGUACAAUGCACCGAGAUCUCACCUUCGUUACGCUUUACAUUGAAUUAAUUCAAACUUUUCUUCCUCUUUCCUUUUUUUUUUAUCUUUACUUAUUAACUACGUUUAUUUUAUUCAUAUCUUAUUUACGCUUUGAAUAACCCUUGCCGUGCUAACGUUACCAAGUGAAAUUUCAAUAAAGUAUUCAAGAUAAAUAUUCUUUCUCGUUGUCGGUCGUAAUAAUUCAUUUUCGUUGUCAACAACAGCAAGGGGAUACAAUUAAACGAGUUGCAUUCGAUAGUUAUACGUCAUAUUUAAACAUUUCAUAGCUUCGUGGAGAUACGCAGGUGUAUUAGAAAUAUAAAAGAAAAAAUGUUCUUUACGUUAUUACGAUAUCGUCGAAAAAAGUCGAUUCAUUCUAAUGAUACGAAUGUUGCUCGUAUUGUGUAGAAAAAUUGUGUAACCAAAAUUCAGCUACCAAAGAACCACUGGCCUGUUUCGGCUUUCAGUCUUGCUGAUCGAUGCAUUUCUUUUGUUUUAUCCAUUAUUGUUUAUUCUCAAACGCAUUAAUGG